Molecule: messenger RNA, 1758 nt
Organism: Ornithorhynchus anatinus (platypus)
Lineage: Eukaryota; Metazoa; Chordata; Mammalia; Monotremata; Ornithorhynchidae
Gene: USP50
Product: ubiquitin specific peptidase 50
Exons: 8
Coding region: 643-1644 (333 amino acids)
Biological process (GO): Ras protein signal transduction; endosome organization; protein K63-linked deubiquitination
Cellular component (GO): cytosol; extrinsic component of plasma membrane; postsynaptic density
Molecular function (GO): cysteine-type deubiquitinase activity
Source: RefSeq, a predicted model, not a curated record
GAGGCCAGUGCGAAGCCGGGGACCGGGGCGGGCGGGGGGAGACGCGGGAUCCCGGCCGGAAAGAAUCAGCGCUCGGAAGCGAGCCGGCGAGAGAUGAAGUUGCGGACCCUCGGCCGACGAGCCUCCUGAACCGCAGCGGACGUCCCCCGUCCCCCUCCGAGAUGGCUUCCGGGCCGCCGCCGGACGACGACUUCGACGUCUAUCGCAGUCUGUGAGUCUUCCGGACGAGACGACGGGCGGAGGGAGGACCGGCCCCCUUUUCGCCCCCUCGGGAGACUCACCCCGGUUAACCCACUGGACCGCCAGCUCCGUGGGGGCGGGGAACGUGCCGGUUCAAUCGUCGUCAUCGCCCUCUCCCGAGCGCUCGGGACGGUCCUCCGCACACAAGCGGGCGCUCGGUAAAUAGGACUGAACGAACCCCCUAGACACCCAGACUGAGCGCUUUAGGGCUCCCGACCCGCUGAAGGAAAGGCUGUAGCUCCUCGUGGGCGGGGAAGGCGUCCACCGACUCCGUUAAAUUGAAUCCUCCCGAUCGCUCGCGAGUGUUCCAGCUACGGGGACCACCCUCUGGAGAGGUCGGCGGGGUCCGGGGCGCGGGCCCAGGGGGUGACCGGCCUGCGCAAUCUGGGCAACACGUGUUACAUGAACGCCGUCCUGCAGUGCCUCGCCAGCAUCGCGCCUCUGGUGGAGUAUUUCCUCUCCGGGAAGUACGUCACGGCCCUGCACCGGGACCGAGGCGAGGUGGCCACGGCGUUGGCCUACCUGCUGACGGACAUGUGGCUGGGGGAUGCGGAUUGCGUCGCGCCCGAGGUGUUCCGCCUGGCCGUGGGCGACCGCCAUCCCGCCUUCGGGAAGAAGAGCCAACAGGACGCCCAGGAGUUCCUCAUCUUCGUCCUGAACGCGUUGCACGAAGCCCUGAAGAAGCCCCGCAGACGGAAGCCGAGCGAGAAGGCGGCGUCCCGCCGCGGGGGCAAGGCGGCCGCCGGAGAAUCGUCCAUCGUCAGCCAGCUGUUCGAAGGCCAGCUCAGCUACGACGUCGUCUGCCUGAAGUGCGACAGCUGCAGCUACAAGGGCGAGACCUUCACCGUGCUCUCCCUGCCCAUCCCCUCCCACUACCAGUGCUCCCUUCAGGCCGUGAUGGAUUUUGGGCUUCAGGAGAUCACCUGGCUACUAAACAUGAAGGAGUGUCUGGAGCGAUUCUUCCAACAGGACACUCUCCGGUGGAAUAACCAGAUUUACUGCUCCUACUGUGACGCCAAGCAGGACGCGGCGGUGAGGGCCACUGUCGUCAAAGCCCCCAACGUGGUUAUUUUUCAUCUGAAGAGGUUUGAGUGUUACGGGAAAAUGAAAAGGAAACUGAGGACAAAUAUCCGUUACCCCCUCGCCAACCUGGACCUCUCCCCUUACAUCUACCCGCCGUGUCGGAAGCAUCCAAAAUAUAACCUCUGGGCCGUGGUGAACCACUUCGGCGACUUGGACGGCGGCCAUUACACGGCCCUCUGCAAGAACACCGUCACCCAGAGCUGGUUCAGCUUUGACGACACGCGAGUGUGUGAGGUGCCGGAGGCCGCCGUCCAAACGGCGGCCGCCUACCUCCUCUGCUACAGCUGCCAGCCCUUCUCAGUACCCAGCCACGGAUGCUAGGAAGAGGACGUCGGCAGAGACCCGCAGGCCUCGCUUCUCCGAAUCCAGGCGCCACCGGGGUUCGGACAGGAGUAGCCAAGAACUCUUUGGCAUUAAACCCGGUUGCUCGCUCUG